Messenger RNA from Stereum hirsutum FP-91666 SS1, 1428 nucleotides. Its product is annotated as FAD/NAD-P-binding domain-containing protein. NCBI's taxonomy places the organism in Eukaryota, Fungi, Basidiomycota, Agaricomycetes, Russulales, Stereaceae. Gene Ontology annotation, biological process: secondary metabolite biosynthetic process. The record is from RefSeq and is a predicted model, not a curated record. The transcript is spliced from 8 exons. Gene Ontology annotation, molecular function: FAD binding. Bases 1 to 1428 code for a protein of 475 amino acids.
AUGUCUUUCUCGUCUUCCACUUCGUCUUCUCAACCCAAGUUUCGCGUUGCGAUCUGUGGCGGCGGUCCCGGCGGCCUCACUCUCGCUGUUGCCCUUUCCAAGUUUAACAGCUCGACCUCACCUCUCUCGAUUGAUCUAUAUGAAUCGCAACCCGAAGUGGCAACGGUCGGGGCCGGGAUCGCUAUUUGGUUGAGAACGCAGACGAUACUUAAGGGUUUGGGCAUUAUGGACGCGUUGAAGGCUGAGUUUAGGGACGAGGGCGGUGAGGGUGACUUAGGGAUUAAGUUUCGGAAGUGCGAUGAACCAGGCGGUGGAUACGAUUUUUAUACGCUUCAACAUCCGGUUCAUCCGCUCCUAAUCCACCGCUCCGCUCUCCUCAAACCUCUCGAACUCGCCCUCUCUUCUUCCCCCUCCUGCACAGUCCACACCUCAAAAAAACUCGUCUCCUACUCCUAUCUCUCCCUCUCCUCCUCCUCCUUCGGAAACACCAACGGCCCAAUAACGCUCCACUUCACCGAUGGCACCACCGCAGAAACGGACAUCCUGAUCGGCGCGGAUGGAAUUCGAAGCUCCGUCCGACGAGGAAUGUUCGGGCAUCUUUAUUCGAGGGCUUCGUUGGAGAGUGGGUUGUCGGACCAAGAUGUGAAGUUGAAGCAGAGGGUGGAACCGAGGUGGAGCGGGACGGUGGCGUAUCGGGCGUUGAUCACGAAGGAGCGGUUGGAGGGUCUGCGGAAGAGUGAGGGAAAUAAGGGAGGGAGGAAUUAUCUGGAGCUGAGGAUGCCUGUUAGCCACCUCGUAGUCUACCCCAUCUCGCGCGGCACCGUCCUCAACAUCGUCGCCUUCGUCACCGUCCCUUCCGCGUUCUCCACUCGACAGUCAUACCCCGAUAAAUCGUGGGUCAAGGAUGUGGAUGUGCAGGAGUUCAAGGACGCAUUCGACGGGUUUGAGGACGAGGUCGGCGAGUUGAUUCAGGCCGUCGACGCGGUGUCAAAAUGGGCGAUCCAUAUCCAUGGAGAUAUGCCGCGGUAUGUAAAUGAGCAGGGCAACGUCGCGAUAUUGGGCGAUGCGGCCCAUGCAAUGGAGACUCAUCUAGGAACGGGUGCGGGUCAGGCUAUGGAGGACGGCUACCUCCUCGCCCGCCUCCUCACCCACCCACUCACAACCCUCUCCACCCUCCCCACCGCACUCAAAAUCUACGAACGCAUAAGACUUCCGUUCGUGAAUGGAAUCGUCAACACGGCGAGGAGGCUGGGUGAAUUGUAUGAGUUUGAGGGGAUUGAGGUGUCGAAGGCGGAUUUGGGGUGGGUGGAGAAGUGGGGAGAGGAGGUGAAGAGGAGUUGGGGGUGGCAGUGGGAGGGGGAUGCGCCGGAGAGAGAUUGGAAGGUUGCAGAGGGGAUGUUGAAGGAGGCUUUGGCGAAGGGAGAAUGA